GGGGAGCCCAAGUGGAGUGACGCGGUCGAGGAGGGGCGUGCGGGGGGCAGAGACAGAGAGGGAGCGCAAAGGGACGGCGGAGGCAAGCUAGCUUCCCGGGGGCGGACGCACCGAGAGAGGGCGGCGGGAGGGAGGAGGCGCGUGGGAGCCAUGCUUCUCCCCUCUUCUUCGUCUUCCUCCUACGAUCCCAAAGGUGACUCCUUUGGGAAAUCGGUUGACGAUCAUAUGAGGUCAACUUUGACUUUUGGUGAUAAGCAUUCUGUAUUUGCAAGUCAAAACACUGACUAUGGCCACCCAAUGGCUUGCAUUUCAUACCCAUUCAAUGAUUCUGGUUCUGUUUGGGCGGCCUAUGGGUCACGGGCUAUGUUCCAGCCCCUCAUGGCGGGAGGAGGGGCAUCUGCGACGGCAAGAGUUCCAUUGCCUGUCGAAUUAGCAGCGGAUGAGCCCAUAUUUGUCAAUCCCAAACAAUAUAAUGGGAUUCUCCGGCGAAGGCAGCUGCGCGCCAAGUUAGAGGCCCAGAAUAAACUCACAAAAAACAGAAAGCCCUACCUCCACGAGUCUCGCCAUCUUCACGCAAUGAAGCGGGCAAGAGGUUCCGGGGGACGUUUCCUCAAUUCCAAACAGCUGAAGCAGCAGCAGCAGCAGUCUGGCAGUGCAUGCACGAAGGCCAUUGCGGAUGGCGCGAAUUCCUUGGGUUCAACCCAUCUACGGCUAGGCAGCGGCGCAGCCGGAGACCGAAGCAACUCGGCGUCCAAGGCGAUGUCCUCCCAAGAGAACAGCAAGAGAGUCGCCGCCCCGGCUCCCGCCUUCACCAUGAUUCAAGCGGCGCGCAAAGACGACGACUUCUUCCACCAUCACGGCCACCAUCUCAGCUUCUCCGGCCACUUCGGCCAGUCGAGCGACCGGUAUACGUAAUAAGGGGUCCUCUGUGCCCCGGUGUGGUCUGGCAACUCAUCCUUGGCUUUAUUUCUGGCGUGUUAGGGUUUCAGAGAUAGUGUAUCUCAUAGUACUACUGUUGUACUGCUUUGCAGCCCACAUAGUUCUCUGCUUGAUGUUCGGCAUGCAAAUGUUGGUGUACUGGUGCGUUGGGACAAAAGUUUGAUGUGUUUACAUGACAAUUGGUCGCGGAACUCAUCUUGUGUUCUGCUCGACUCUAAUGUGUGUGCUCACAUGUGAAUUCCGUAAA
Molecule: messenger RNA, 1186 nt
Organism: Aegilops tauschii subsp. strangulata
Lineage: Eukaryota; Viridiplantae; Streptophyta; Magnoliopsida; Poales; Poaceae
Source: RefSeq, a predicted model, not a curated record